UAUACAGCCUAAUACACGCUCAGAAUUUCCUUGCAACCUUUUCUUCCCAAAUAGCUCCACCCCUUUUCUCUUCACUGUUUCCUUUUUCAUGCUUUUGCAAUUAAUUGGUGCCAACUCCUAUCUAUUCCCAUACUUCUCCCUCUCCACUUCUCCUUUUCUCUUUCUGAAAAAGAUAGUACAAUUUUGACAGGAGAUUACUCUUCACUUGUAAGGCCAUGGCACAUUCUUGAUCCCAUCUCUCACAAUACUUGAAUAUCAGUAAACUAAGUUGAAGCUGUGCGUUUAUCAGUUCACGCCUUGUUAAGUGGCAAUACUUUGACCAAGAUAAAAUAGAACAUUGUUUUCUGCAUAAGGUGGAAUCGCUGUUUGCUGCAUUGGAUGCUUGCGAGUUUGACAGUUUUUUGCUUAGGUGAUACAAUCUGAUCCGUGAACCUGGUGAGAUCCAGAAAAUUUCUUUAGUUGUGGAUCAGAUGGUCUGUUUGUGGGUCUGAGUAAAUGGGGGGUUGUGUCUCUACCAGUAGUCGGAGUAGUUGUAGUAGCAGGAGCAACGGAGAAAGAGUUUCCCCUGAAUGUUUGGGAAUAAGGAUGUUUACUCGAAAGAGGAUUAGAAGAACUUUUUCUGAUCCUGUCACCACAUUGCAACAUUUGUCUUCAAUACCUAAUCGGAUAUUCAAAAAUGGAAAGAGCCGGACUUCUUGCAUAUUUACUCAACAGGGACGGAAAGGCAUAAACCAGGACGCCAUGAUUGUGUGGGAAGAUUUCAUGGCUGAAGAUGUGACCUUUUGUGGGGUAUUUGAUGGCCAUGGUCCACAUGGCCAUCUUGUUGCUCGCAAAGUAAGGGAUGCACUGCCGUUGAAGCUAUCAUCAUUUUUGCAAUCAUUUGACUCGAAACGUAAUGGUGCUACUGCGAAUUGCUGCAAUGGUAAUCCAAAGUUGGAUGUGGUGGAUCCUGACAAGGAUGGAGAGAUGGAGGAUAAAGUGGAUAACUUGUGGAGAGAAGCUUUCCUUAAAUCAUACAAGGCCAUGGAUAAAGAACUAAGGUCCCACCCUAAUUUAGAUUGCUUUUGCAGUGGGAGCACGUCUGUUACUUUGGUGAAACAGGGUUCAAAUCUUUUUAUGGGCUAUAUUGGUGAUUCUCGGGCAAUCUUGGCAUCAAAGGACAAUAAUGAUUCAAUGAUAGCAGUUCAAUUGACUGUUGAUCUGAAGCCCGAUUUACCAAAGGAAGCUGAGAGGAUAAAACGAUGUAAAGGUCGGGUUUUUGCAUUGCAAGAUGAGCCUGAGGUGCAGAGAGUGUGGCUGCCAUUUGACGAUGCCCCUGGUUUAGCAAUGGCUCGGGCAUUUGGGGAUUUCUGCUUGAAGGAAUAUGGUGUGAUUUCUGUUCCAGAGUUUUCUCACCAUAUUCUUACCGAAAGGGACAAGUUCAUUGUUCUAGCAUCUGAUGGGGUUUGGGACGUCUUGAGUAAUGAGGAAGUGGUUGAGAUAGUGUCAUCAGCUCCUACACGAGCAUCAGCUGCCAGAAUCCUGGUUGACUCAGCUGCACGCGAAUGGAAAACCAAAUAUCCAACAUCAAAGAUGGAUGAUUGUGCAGUUGUUUGUCUAUUCUUGGACGGGAAAAUGGACAUUGAAUCCGAUAACGAGGAUCAGUGUUUCUCUUCUGCCACACUACAGAGCAACCAUUCUGGUAAUGCUGUGGAAUCAGACGAUGGACAGAAUUCCGAGCCAUCUCUGCAGAGAAACUUUACUGUCAGAUCAGCUGAAGAGAACAGCGCGUACAAACGAAUUAUAGCAGAAGCAGACGCAAAUCAAGAAACCGUGGCAACUGAAGAUCAGAACUGGUCAGGAUUAGAAGGUGUCACUCGGGUAAACUCCCUGGUUCAGCUUCCAAGAUUUUCUGAAGAGAGGCCUAGACCCUGACCUUGUUAUUCAAUUAUAUUUGUUGUGAUAUAAAUUUGUUUCUGAAAAUUGAAGGAUAUAUAAUUUUGCUGCAGAAUCCUAGUCAGUAGUCUGUUAUGUUUAUGAUGCAUUUGGGGUUCGGUUUGUGCACUUGGUUAAAGUUUAACUGUAAAGUCUAAUUUUCUUUAAGAUAUUAUCAUACUAGGAGUGAUAUA
Molecule: messenger RNA, 2108 nt
Organism: Nicotiana tabacum (common tobacco)
Lineage: Eukaryota; Viridiplantae; Streptophyta; Magnoliopsida; Solanales; Solanaceae
Product: putative protein phosphatase 2C 52
Biological process (GO): protein dephosphorylation
Molecular function (GO): protein serine/threonine phosphatase activity
Source: RefSeq, a predicted model, not a curated record